UUCAAGUAGAAGAGAGUGGUUUCCUUGAAAGACUAGCGCGCAAAAGCAACUCCCCGCUUGGCUUUUUGGCUACGAUGGUUGUUGCUUUGUGCCGAUUCGUCUUUUUAAAUUCUUCUUUCUAUCGACAUCCUCCCCCGGUUCUUCCAACGCCGGCUCUCUCUUUCCCAUAUUGCCCUCCAAAGUCGCAGAAAUUCACUACCCUGCCCCUACUCCUGAGUCGUAGGCGGUUGAAGAUCCUCUGCUGCACCUCCCCCUCUUCCUCACCGUCAUCGUCGUCGUCGUCCAUGGAAGCUCCUCCAGAAGGUUACAGAAGAAAUGUGGGAAUCUGCCUCAUCAAUUCUUCUAACAAGAUCUUCACCGCUGCAAGGCUUGAUAUUCCGGGUGCUUGGCAAAUGCCGCAGGGUGGUGUUGACGAGGGUGAAGAUCCAAGAAAUGCAGCCAUCAGAGAAUUGAGAGAAGAAACCGGAGUUACUUCUGCAGAAGUUGUCGCAGAGGUUCCUUAUUGGUUGACUUACGAUUUUCCACCUGAAGUUAGAGCAAAACUUAACCGUGAGUGGGGAUCCGACUGGAAAGGUCAAGCACAGAAGUGGUUUCUUCUUAGAUUCACUGGAAAAGAGGAAGAGAUAAAUCUUUUGGGUGAUGGAACUGAAAAGGCAGAGUUUGGAGAGUGGUCAUGGAUGACACCAGAACAAGUAAUCGAGCAUGCUGUGGAUUUCAAGAAGCCCGUUUACGAGGGAGUUUUGAAGGUGUUCAGUCCCCAUCUUCAGUAGGAUUCUGUUGGCCAAUUGCAGAUGACAUGUGGAUAAUUAGGAAUGUUACUUUUUUCACAAUUAGUACUUCAAAUCUGAGAAAGCUUUUAGAGUUUUCACCCUUGGAGAAGUCACUUUGAGGGUGAUUGCCCACUAAACAGAA
Nelumbo nucifera (sacred lotus) is the source of this 912-nucleotide messenger RNA. It is a transcript of the gene NUDX26, whose product is annotated as nudix hydrolase homolog 26. Gene Ontology annotation, cellular component: chloroplast. Gene Ontology annotation, biological process: nucleoside phosphate metabolic process; ribose phosphate metabolic process. Gene Ontology annotation, molecular function: guanosine-3',5'-bis(diphosphate) 3'-diphosphatase activity; bis(5'-adenosyl)-pentaphosphatase activity. Lineage: Eukaryota; Viridiplantae; Streptophyta; Magnoliopsida; Proteales; Nelumbonaceae. The record is from RefSeq and is a predicted model, not a curated record.